AUGGGGCGUGGGAAAGUGGAGCUCAAGAAGAUCGAGAACACGACGAGCCGCCAGGUCACCUUCUCCAAGAGGCGGAUGGGCCUGCUCAAGAAGGCAAAUGAGCUGGCCAUUCUUUGCGACGCGCAGGUUGGGGUGAUCGUAUUCUCCGGCAGUGGCAAGAUGUACGAGUACUCCAGCCCUCCAUGGAGGAUUGCAAACAUCUUUGACAGAUACCUGAAAGCCCCCAGCACCCGUUUUGAUGAGAUGGACGUCCAGCAGAAAAUCAUCCAUGAGAUGACACGGAUGAAGGAUGAGAGCAACAGGCUGAAGAUCAUCAUGAGGCAGUACAUGGGUGAGGACCUGGGUUCUCUGACCCUGCAAGACGUGAGCAAUCUUGAGCAGCAGAUCGAGUUCUCGCUGUACAAGGUUCGCCUUAGGAAGCAACAGCUGCUUGACCAGCAGCUGCUCGAGAUGCGCCAGAGGGUAUGCGAAACAAGAUGCAUUGAUUUGUCCGGCAUUCCUGAGAUGCACAUGUCAGAGGACCAGAGCAGCAGCUACAUGUUCCACAUGAAUCCGGCGAGGGAUCAGCCGGGCCAGUCGGCCGACGUGAUGAACCCGAAGCUGUUCCCCCUGUGGGACGUCGGCGACCAGAUCUACGGGCAGGACGCCGAGUCCUCCAUGACUGCUCUCAAGCUCUCGCCGCAGCUGCAGGAGUACAAGCUCCAGCCGGUGCAGCCCAACCUGCAGGAGGGCAACCUCCAUGGCUACGUCCUUCGCCUCUGA
Molecule: messenger RNA, 762 nt
Organism: Triticum turgidum subsp. durum (durum wheat)
Lineage: Eukaryota; Viridiplantae; Streptophyta; Magnoliopsida; Poales; Poaceae
Source: the annotation of a GenBank genome assembly